AUGCGGGUUUCGUUGUUAACAGCCUUCACGGGGCUGGCAGCAGCAGCAACGGCACUACACGUCGCAGAAAAUCGGACUCACAUCACACUCGCCAAUGACCGCCUCACAGCUGUUCUUCGGAAGAGUGUUGGCCAGAUUGUCGAUCUCGCUCUGGAUGGCCAAGACUUAUUGGGUGCCCAGUCUGGAUCUACGGGAAUAGGCCCAUAUCUUGACUGUUACUGUAUCCCUUCGGGCUUCUACACAGCUGGGGCCACAACCCCGAGCAUGGAAGUGGUUCAGGGUACAGAUUCCACCGGAACCAAAUAUGGAGGCAUGAUUCUGAGCGACACAUACACUCCCACCGGCCAACAAUUCCAACAGUACUGGUUCCUGCGCGAAGGUGAGACUGGAUUGCAUAUGUUCAGUCGAUUGGCCUACCAUAAUGAGACCACACCUUAUCUUCGCAAUUUACAGGAAAUGCGAACCCUGUUCCGUCCAAAUACGGCUCUUUGGACACAUCUGACGUCUAGUGAGGUCCAGACCGCACCACUACCAAGCAAGGACGCCAUUUCGAAGCAGAUUGUUGUCCAAGAUGCAACAUGGACAUUCAACAACACGCCCAGCGAUGCGUACUACACCCAGUUCUCUGAGUACUUUACUAAAUAUUCAUUCUCAAACCAAUGGCGAAAUAAUAGUGUUCACGGUCUUUAUGCUGAUGGCAGCACUUCAAAUGGAGCAACUUAUGGCGCAUGGCUAGUGAUGAAUACCAAGGAUACAUAUUAUGGUGGUCCACUCCAUUCUGACUUGACAGUGGACGGUAUCGUUUAUAACUACAUCGUAUCAAACCAUCACGGAGAGGGCACACCAAACAUCACAAAUGGGUUUGAUCGAACUUUUGGUCCACAAUUUUACCUUUUCAAUGGCGGCAAGGGCUCUGCAUCUCUCGAAGAAUUAAGAUCUGAGGCAGAAGAAUUAGCGAAUCCGCACUGGAACUCUGCAUUCUAUGAUUCUAUUGCAAAGCAUGUCGUCGGAUAUGCCCCCUCGAGCCAGCGAGGCAGUAUCAAGGGGACAGUGAAGCUCCCCAAAGGCGCCACUCGCCCAAUUGCCGUUCUCACUGUUGACGGCCAGUACUUCCAAGAUAAUAGCGCCGUCCCAAGCUCCUAUCAGUACUGGACUGAUAUCAAUCGAGAUGGAAGCUUCAGCAUUGAUCGUGUUAAGGAAGGCAAAUAUCGACUCACAGUCUACGCCGAGGGAAUUUUUGGUGACUUUGUGCGCGACGGAAUCACUAUUCGUGCAGGAAAACAGACUACACUUCGUGAUACUUGGAAGCAAGAGUCGGCAGGAACGGAGAUUUGGCGAAUUGGGAUUCCCGAUAAGUCAUCAGGGGAGUUCCGACGUGGCAAUGCGAGAGAUCCAACCCACCCGCUCCAUCCUCCCGAGUACCUUAUCUACUGGGGAGCUUAUGACUGGCGUACCGAUUUCCCUGACGGUGUCAACUACACUAUCGGUACAAGCAACCCUGCUACUGAUCUUAACACUGCCCAUUGGUCAGUCUUCGGGCCAACAGCAAAGGAUUCCCACAUCGAGUAUGACACAACGUACGACUGGACCAUCCAUUUUACACUCAACUCCAAGCAAUUACACAAACGCAAAACAGCUACAUUGACCUUACAAUUAGCCGCCGCAAAGACUGCCGCAGGCAACACAGAUGUGUGGAAUCCCGUUGAACCAUACAACAACCUGGCAUUAGAAAGCUACAUCAACAAUCAUGAAGAUCCCCUGACUCUCAUGGUUGGGUUCAACCAAUCAAGCAGCUGCAUUGUGCGGUCUGCUGUCAGCUGCUACCAGGUUGGGUCGAGAAUGGAGUUCCCGGCAGAUUGGUUACAUGUCGGAGACAACGUGUUGCGAUUGCAUUUGCCUUUCAAUGCAACGGAUACAGAGACUGCUAUUCUACCCGCCACUGUUUAUGUACAAUACGAUGCUAUCCGGCUAGAGCUUCAAUGA
Penicillium griseofulvum is the source of this 1983-nucleotide messenger RNA. RefSeq names its product polysaccharide lyase family 4 protein (gene rglB). The transcript has 4 exons. Lineage: Eukaryota; Fungi; Ascomycota; Eurotiomycetes; Eurotiales; Aspergillaceae. Gene Ontology annotation, molecular function: carbohydrate binding; catalytic activity. The record is from RefSeq and is a predicted model, not a curated record. Gene Ontology annotation, biological process: carbohydrate metabolic process. Bases 1 to 1983 code for a protein of 660 amino acids.